Messenger RNA from Solanum tuberosum (potato), 964 nucleotides. RefSeq names its product RNA-directed DNA polymerase homolog. Lineage: Eukaryota; Viridiplantae; Streptophyta; Magnoliopsida; Solanales; Solanaceae. The record is from RefSeq and is a predicted model, not a curated record. The coding region runs from base 40 to 552 and encodes 170 amino acids. The transcript has a single exon.
CUACCAGGUACACAACCCAUAUCUAUCCCUCCUUAUAGAAUGGCUCUUGCUGAGCUAAAAGAGUCGAAGGAUCAGCUGAAAGACUUGUUGGAUAAAGGCUUUAUCAGGCCUAGUGUUUCACCAUGGGGUGCGCCAGUGUUAUUCAUGAGGAAGAAAUAUGGCUCACUAAGAAUGUGUAUUGAUUACCGACAACCGAAUAAGGCGACUAUAAAGAAUAAGUAUCCCCUUUCGAGGAUCGAUGACUUGUUUGAUCAGUUACAAGGUGUUGAGUGCUUCUCAAAGAUUGAUUUAAAAUCAGGGUACCACCAGAUAGGAGUUCGGGAGAAAGAUGUUCCAAAGACAUCUUUUAGAACCAAAUAUGGACACUUUGAGUUCUUGGUAAUGUCAUUUGGAUUAAGUAAUGCCCCAUCAGUGUUCAUAGACCUGAUGAAUAGCAUAUUCAGGCUGUAUCUAGAUGCAUUUCUGAUUGUAUUUAUUGAUGAUAUUUUGGUCUAUUCGCAUUCAAAAGUUGAGCAUGCAAAUCACUUGCGAGAAGUCCUUCAGGUUCUUUGAGAGCAGGAACUUUACACAAAGUUCUCUAAGUGUGAGUUCUAGUUGAGCUCUGUGGCUUUCCUAUGCCAUAUCAUAUCAGAUUCCGGCAUUAUGGUUGAUACACAAAAGAUUGAGGCCGUAAAGACUUGGCCCAGACCCAUGACUGCGACUGAGGUUCGUAGUUUCGUAGGAUUAGCUGGGUACUACAGAAGGUUUGUAGGGGGUUUUCUUCACCUUCAGCACCAUUAACGAAGUUGACUAAAAAAUGGCUAAGUUUCAGUGGACUAAGGUUUGCAAGCAUAGUUUCUAGGAACUGAAGGACAGGUUGACAUAAGCACAAGUUCAAGCAUUGCCAGAGGGUUUAGAGGGCUAUGCGGUGUAUUGUGAUGCCUCUGGUGUUGGGUUGGGGUGUAUUCUAAUGCAAAUGGUAAGG